GAGCCCAGAUUGAAAUCCAACAGAAAACAGGAAGCCAAUACACCUCUGAUGUUCAGCAGAAACAAAAGAUUUCUGCUACAGUUUCAUCUAAAGUCAACAUCAUCCAGCCAAUGCUGACAAAUCCAGUAAUAACAUCUUCCAAUCCCUCUCACAUGGAUCGUGUGUGCAGCACAUGGGGCAACUUCUACUUCAAGAUGUUCAGUGGACACAUAUUCUCCUUCCCUGGGCUCUGUAACUAUGUUUUUGCAUCCCACUGCAAUGCUCUCUAUGAGGAUUUCAACAUCCAGAUCAGGCGUGUAGUGGUGGAAAAUGUUCCAACAAUCCAACGUAUCACCAUGAAACUUGAAGGUCUAGCUGUUGAACUAACAAAGAAUGGUGUCAUGAUUGACAGCAAAAGAGUUCAACUGCCAUACAGUCAGCCUGGACUUCAGAUAACAAAAAGCAACAUUUAUGUGAAAGUUACCAGCAUCAGGGGUAUACUGUUAAUGUGGAAUGGAGAUAACAGUAUCCUGCUGGAACUGGAUGAGAAAUAUGCCAAUCAGACCUGUGGACUUUGUGGGGACUUCAGAGGGUUUCCAGUUAACAAUGAGCUCUCUUCAAACAAAGACAGGAAUAGAGACUUGCAGUUUGGGAAUUUGCAGAAAAUGAAUGGGCCAACAGAAGACUGUGAAGAUGUCACUUCUACCCUGCCAGAUAACUGCACUGGUAUUUCUGAUGACAUAUGUCAGAAAACAUUGACCAGCUCUGCAUUUUCAGAGUGUAAUCACCUAAUUGAUGUUAGAGGGUACAUUAAGGUUUGCCAAGAUGACUUGUGUCACUCUAAAGAGUCUAAAAACACUUCAUGUAUCUGUGACACCUUUGCCGAAUACUCCCAGCAGUGUGCUCAUGCUGGUGGGCAUCCUCUGAACUGGAGAACCUCAAAACUGUGCCCCAAGAAAUGUCCUUACAACAUGCAGUAUGAGGAGUGCAGCUCCCCCUGUAUUGACACAUGCACCAAUCCCGAAGAAUCCAGCACUUGCAAAGAACAUUGUAUGGAUGGUUGCUUCUGCCCCAAAGGGACUGUAUUUGAUGACAUCAACAAUUCUGGCUGCAUUCCCCUUCAGCAGUGCCCCUGUGUUUACGGUGGCCAAACCUACACUACAGGAACUUCUUUUUCAAAGCAGUGCCAAACCUGUACCUGUGAGGGAGGCAGGUGGAGUUGCCGAGGCACGUCAUGUCCGCGAACAUGUGCGCUAGAGGGAAGUUUGCACAUCACCACGUAUGAUGAAGUGCGUUACAAUUUCCAGGGCGACUGCACUUACAUCCUUUCUGAGCACUAUGGAGAUAAAGCAUUCAGCGUCCUGGUAGAACUAUACCACUGUCACCAGAAACAGACUGAGACAUGCUUAAAGGCAGUGAUCCUUAAAAUGGAUAAUGACCAAAGUAUCUUCGAGGUCCAACCUGAUGGUCACGUGUUCCUCAACAACAUGCGCAUCCAUCUGCCCAUCUCAGCAGAAAAUGUCACUGUGUUCAGACCUUCAUCAUUCUUCAUCAUCAUGCAGACAAACUUUGGCGUCCGUGUUGAAAUCCAAAUCACACCCAUCAUGCAAGUAUUUGUGCAACUGGAUCCUAUUUUCAAAAAACAGACCCAUGGUCUCUGUGGAAAUUUCAAUGAUGACCCAAGAGAUGACUACCUGGCCCCAACUGGAGUACCUGAAGGAACAGCAAAAGGGUUUGCUGGUUUUUGGCAAACUCAGAGUUCGUGUGCAGUGCCAGGGACCAUUUCUGAGAACCCUUGUGCACUCAGCAUUGACAAAGAGAAAUAUGCUCAGCAUUGGUGUGGGCUACUAACUGACAGCAAAGGGCCUUUUGCAGACUGUCACCAUGAAGUGGAUAACAAAGUUUACUACACGAACUGCAUGUUUGACACAUGUGACUGUGAAAAUAGUGAGGACUGUAUGUGUGCAGUUCUGUCUUCCUAUGUGAGAGCUUGUGCUGCAAAAGGAAUCCAGCUGCACGGAUGGAGGAGUGAUGUCUGCUUAAAGUACACCACCUCAUGUCCCAGAUCCCUAAGCUACAGCUAUACCAUAUCUUCCUGCCAACCCACUUGUCGGUCUCUGAGUGAGCCUGAUGUCACAUGCAACGUCAAGUUUGUCCCCGUUGAUGGCUGCACCUGUGUAAAUGGCACCUACAUGGACGAGAGUGGCAAUUGUGUGCCUGCUAGCAAAUGCCCUUGCUACCACAGAGGAUCUCCCAUCGCAUCUGGAGAAGAGGUCCAUGAAAAUGGGCUUGUGUGCACUUGUAGCCAAGGAAGACUGAAUUGCAUUGGAGCACCCAAUCCAACUUCAGAGUGUGAACCUCCCAUGUCCUACUUCAACUGUAGUAAUGCCCCUGCAGGAGCAACUGGGUCAGAAUGUCAAAAAACUUGCCAGAAUCCGCGUGUAGGCUGUUAUAGCAAGCAUUGUGUAUCUGGCUGCAUGUGCCCAGCUGGACUUGUGUUAGAUGGGAAGGGUGCUUGUAUUCCUGAAGAGGAUUGUCCGUGUGUUCACAAUGAAGCCACGUAUAAGCCUGGGGAAAAGAUCAACAUUGACUGUAACACAUGUGUAUGCAGGCGUAGCAAGUGGGAAUGCACCACAAAUAGAUGUCCGGGCACUUGUUCUGUUUAUGGAGAUGGACAUUACACCACCUUUGAUGGCAUAAGGUUCAGCUUCAAUGGAAACUGUGAAUACACACUAGUCCAGGACCACUGUGGGAAGAAUGGCACAGCCAGUGGGACCUUCAGGGUUAUCACAGAAAAUAUUCCCUGUGGCAACACUGGGACAACUUGCUCAAAAUCUAUCAAAGUUUUCUUAGAGAGCUAUGAACUGAUACUUGGCGAGGAGCAUGUCAAAGUCAUACAGACAGAACAAAAUUAUGAGGUGCCAUACACAGUCCGCUACAUGGGUAUGUACUUGGUAAUUGAGACCAGAGGCGGACUGAUCCUCAUGUGGGACAAGAAAACCAGCAUCUUCAUCAAGCUCAGCCCUGAUUUUAAGGGCCAGACCUGUGGCCUCUGUGGAAAUUAUGACAACAAAGGCAACAAUGACUUUACUACAAGGAGUCAGUCUGUGGUAGAGAACGUCCUAGAGUUUGGAAACAGCUGGAAAGUAUCCUCUACAUGUCCUGAUGCUUACGGCAUAAAGGACCCAUGUUCCACCAACCCUUACCGAAAGUCCUGGUCAGAGAAGCAGUGUAGCAUCAUCAACAGUGACACCUUUGCUGCCUGUCACUCUCAGGUUGAAUCAGCAAAAUAUUACGAAGCAUGUGUGACAGAUGCUUGUGCCUGUGACACUGGAGGAGACUGUGACUGUUUUUGUACAGCAGUAGCUGCCUAUGCUCGAGCAUGUAGUGAAGUUGGUGUCUGCAUAGCCUGGAGAACCCCAUCCAUCUGUCCACUGUUCUGUGAUUACUACAAUCAACAAGGAGAAUGUGAAUGGCACUAUAAGCCUUGUGGAACCUCUUGUAUGAAGACCUGUAGGAACCCGAGUGGAAAAUGCCUCAAUAACUUGCCAGGUUUAGAAGGCUGCUACCCUAACUGCCCACCAGAAAAACCGUAUUUUCAUGAGGAUCAGAUGAAGUGUGUCAGUCUCUGUGACUGUUACGAUACUGAAGAUGGAAAGAUAUACAGAUGGAAUGAAUGUAAUUUAUGUGAAUGCACAUCAGAAGGUUUACAGUGCAAGUUUGAUGAGACAGCAUGCCACUGCAUUUAUGAAGAGAACAACUAUAAAUAUGGUGAACUCAUCUACAACACCACAGAUGGAACUGGAUGGUGUUUCAGCGCAACAUGCGAUGUCAAUGGAACAAUUAACAGAAAUAUCUUCAAAUGUGGUAUCUUUACAACUCCCUUUACAUUUUCUACAAGCCAGCCCACAACUACUACUGCAG
Messenger RNA from Eurypyga helias (sunbittern), 3903 nucleotides. Its product is annotated as mucin-5AC-like. The annotation marks the transcript as partial. Gene Ontology annotation, molecular function: protein binding. The transcript is spliced from 29 exons. Lineage: Eukaryota; Metazoa; Chordata; Aves; Eurypygiformes; Eurypygidae. The record is from RefSeq and is a predicted model, not a curated record. Gene Ontology annotation, cellular component: extracellular matrix.